This is a messenger RNA of Tremella mesenterica DSM 1558, 351 nucleotides long. RefSeq lists its product as uncharacterized. The transcript is spliced from 3 exons. Bases 1 to 351 code for a protein of 116 amino acids. The record is from RefSeq and is a predicted model, not a curated record. Lineage: Eukaryota; Fungi; Basidiomycota; Tremellomycetes; Tremellales; Tremellaceae.
AUGCCCAAGGUAUCCACCAAAGAGACUAAAGCUUCCAAGAAGACGGAGACGACCAAGAGGGCUCCUAAAGAGAAGAAGGAUCCCAAUGCGCCAAAGAGAGGUCUCUCCGCCUACAUGUUCUUCGUCCAAGACUACCGACCCAAGAUCAAAAACGACCAUCCUGACGUUUCUUUCGGUGAAACCGGCAAGCUUUUGGGGGAGAAAUGGAAGGCCAUGAGUGCGGCCGAGAAGAAGCCUUUCGAAGACCUCGCCGCCAAAGACAAACUUCGUGCGGAGAAAGACAAGAAAGCCUACCUAGCUACAGGUGGUGGAGAGAAGAAAACUUCUAAAAAGUCCAAGCCUGCUGUGUGA